AUGCAGGAGGAGGCGAAGAAACGGCCGAUAAUCUCUGCUAGAGAAAGAGGCCCGGGCCCUGGACGCUACGCUCUGCCCCCUACAGUUGGAUACAUCAACCAUGACUUCACCAAGUCCAACAGCCCUGCAUACUCCUUUCACAGCCGCAUGAGCAGUGCAAUGGUCUCUGUGGACUCCAGCCCAGGACCAAGGUACCACAUUGACGCCAAAGUCACCCGGUUUGGCCGGAUGGAAACCCCCUCGUACUCCAUUUUGGGCAGAGGAAGGCGCACAGGGAAUAACAAAGACGUGCUGUUCCAGACUCCAGGGCCCGGGUCCUACAGCCCAGAGAAGGCUCCCCCUCUCAAUGGUCACCACAGACCACCAUCCUACACCAUGGGCUCUCGCACUAGAUACCGCUCUGUGGAUGCUGUACCAGCACCCAACAGCUACAGUCUUCCUAAUCUGCUGGGCUGCCAGGUUCCCAAUAAACCCUCCAGUGCCCGCUACAGCUUCUCAGCCCGGAGGAAGAUCGGAGCUCCCUCCAAUGACCUCUCCAUGAGCCCUGGACCAGCAAAAUACGACACCACCAACCCGGACAUUUACCACCAACGCCAGCCCUCUUUCUCCAUGCAGAGACGGACUAAGAGGCCUAGUUAUUCCUCUGCUAUCCCCGGCCCUGGCACGUACAGUCCGGAGAAGUUUCAUGUGCAUCUCCCCAAACCACCGGCCUUCACUCUGGGUGUCAGACACUCAGAGUUUGUCACCCCACUCGUGGUGAAUGUCGUUGACUGA
Perca flavescens (yellow perch) is the source of this 774-nucleotide messenger RNA. It is a transcript of the gene odf3l2a, whose product is annotated as outer dense fiber of sperm tails 3-like 2a. The record is from RefSeq and is a predicted model, not a curated record. NCBI's taxonomy places the organism in Eukaryota, Metazoa, Chordata, Actinopteri, Perciformes, Percidae. The transcript has 5 exons. The coding region runs from base 1 to 774 and encodes 257 amino acids. Gene Ontology annotation, cellular component: cytoskeleton.